Molecule: messenger RNA, 5051 nt
Organism: Terrapene triunguis (Three-toed box turtle)
Lineage: Eukaryota; Metazoa; Chordata; Testudines; Emydidae
Gene: WDR17
Product: WD repeat domain 17
Exons: 31
Coding region: 1-3966 (1321 amino acids)
Molecular function (GO): protein binding
Source: RefSeq, a predicted model, not a curated record
AUGGCUUGGAUGACUUAUAUUUCUCACUGGUUUGAUGAAGAUGAUUGGUAUGAAGGACACCAAAGAGCAAAGAUGUCACAGGUUAAGCAAGUGGGCCUUUUAGCUGCUGGAUGUCAGCCUUGGAACAAAGAUGUAUGUGCUGCUAGUGGGGAUAGAUUUGCUUAUUGUGCCACACUUGCUAUUUAUAUUUACCAGUUGGAUCACCGAUAUAAUGAAUUCAAACUCCGGGCAAUUAUGUCUGAGCAUAAAAAGACAAUCACAGCAAUAUCUUGGUGUCCCCACAACCCUGACAUGUUUGCAAGUGCCAGUGCAGAUAAUUUAGUGAUCAUUUGGAAUGUGGCUGAACAAAAAGCUGUUGCAAAACUGGACAGUACAAAAGGGGUUCCUGCCUCACUUAGUUGGUGCUGGAAUGCAGGUGAUGCAGUUGCAUUUGUUUCCCAUAGAGGCCCAUUGUAUAUUUGGACUAUCUCAGGACCAGACAGUGGGGUAGCUGUACAUAAAGAAGCACAUAGUUUCUUGUCAGACAUUUGUCUAUUUAGAUGGCAUCCAAAGAAGAAAGGAAAAGUAGUAUUUGGACACACUGAUGGAAGUCUUUCUAUUUUUCAACCAGGUUCUAAGAGUCAGAAACAUGUCCUAAGACCAGAGUCUCUUGAAGGGACAGACGAGGAGGAUCCAGUGACAGCCCUGGAAUGGGACCCUCUGUCGACUGACUAUCUUCUUGUUGCUAAUUUACAUAAUGGCAUUCGACUAGUUGAUUCUGAGUCUCUCUGCUGUAUCACAGCAUUUAAUUUUCCUAGUGCAGCAGCAUCAGUUCAGUGCUUAGCCUGGGUUCCUAGUGCUCCUGGAAUGUUUAUUACUGGAGAUUCUCAGGUUGGAGUGUUACGUAUUUGGAAUGUUUCACGCACAACACCUAUAGAUAAUUUUAAAUUGAAGAAAACAGGGUUCCAUGGUUUACAUGUGCUCAAUUCUCCUCCAAAGAAAAAGUCACUUUCAUCACAUUCUCCUACUAAAAAUCAUCAUACAUCAUCUACCAGUGAGGCCGUUCCACCCCCAACUCUAACCCAAAACCAAGCAUUCUCUCUUCCUCCUGGCCAUGCUGUCUGCUGUUUUAUGGAUGGUGGAGUGGGACUUUAUGACAUGGGAGCCAAGAAAUGGGAUUUCCUUAGAGAUUUGGGACAUGUUGAAACCAUCUUUGACUGUAAAUUCAAACCUGAUAACCCUGACCUUCUAGCUACAGCAUCAUUUGAUGGGACAAUAAAAGUUUGGGAUAUAAACACUUUAACAGCAGUCUACACCUCUCCUGGGAAUGAGGGGGUCAUUUAUUCUCUUUCUUGGGCUCCAGGGGAUUUGAACUGCAUAGCUGGUGCAACCUCCAGGAAUGGUGGUUUUAUCUGGGAUGUCCCUAGAGGCAAAAUGGUAACCCGGUUCAGUGAGCAUGGAAAGAAUGGAAUCUUCUGCAUUGCCUGGAGUCAUAAAGAUUCCAAAAGAAUAGCGACCUGCAGUGGUGAUGGAUUCUGUAUUAUUCGAACCAUUGAUGGCAAAGUUCUUCACAAGUACAAACAUCCAGCUGCAGUUUUUGGUUGUGAUUGGAGCCAAAACAACAAAGAUAUGAUAGCCACUGGAUGUGAAGAUAAAAAUGUUCGUGUUUAUUACCUAGCAACAAGCUCUGAUCAGCCACUGAAGGUUUUUACGGGGCAUACUGCAAAGGUGUUUCAUGUAAGGUGGUCUCCUCUGAGAGAAGGAAUCCUCUGCAGUGGUUCUGAUGAUGGCACUGUUCGAAUAUGGGAUUACACACAAGAUGCUUGUAUAAAUGUUCUCAGUGGACAUACAGCACCAGUACGGGGACUAAUGUGGAAUACUGAAAUCCCUUACCUAUUAAUAUCAGGCAGCUGGGACUAUACAAUUCGAGUGUGGGACACAAGAGAUGGAACCUGUCUAGACACAGUUUAUGAUCAUGGUGCAGAUGUAUAUGGUUUAACAUGCCAUCCUAGUCGUCCAUUCACUAUGGCCUCUUGUUCUCGUGACUCCACUGUGAGACUUUGGUCUUUAACACCUCUGAUAAACCCUCUCCAAAUAAAUAUCCUGGCAGACAGAUCUUGGGAUGAGAUCAUUGGCAAUACUGAUCGUGCUGUGGAACCAGGUGCUCCUCCCUUGCUAUGUGGUAAAGUAUCCAGGGAUAUUAAACAGGAGGUGGACAAGCUGAUUGGUAAUCCUAGAGGGAAAAAACUAAGGUGGUUUUCAGAAUGUUUGUCACCUCCAGGAGGCAGUAAAAAUUUAUGGGACCUCGUUGCUGUAAUAAAAGGACAGGACGAUAGCUUGCUUCCACAAAAUUACUGCAAAGGAAUUAUGCAUAUGAAACAUCUGGUUAGAUUUAGAAUGUCCAAAGCCCAAGAACUAACAACAGUAAAAAUGUCCAAAUUUGGAGGAGGUAUUGGUGCACCUAGCAAGGAGGAAAGGCUAAAAGAAGCAGCGGAAAUACAUUUAAGAUUAGGACAAAUUCAGAGAUACUGUGAACUUAUGGUGGAGCUUGGAGAGUGGGACAAAGCACUCUCAGUUGCACCAGGUGUUUCUAUGAAAUACUGGAAGAAGCUAAUGCAAAGGAGAGCUGACCAGUUAAUUCAGGAGGAAAAUGAUGAUGUUAUCCCAUACUGCAUAGCUACUGGUGAUGUGGAGAAACUAGUCACUUUUUUUACUUCAAGAGGCCAACUUAAAGAGGCUCUGCUUGUUGCACAGGCAGCUUGUGAGGGAAAUAUGCAAAUCUUACAGCUUUCAGCAUCAAAUGGAUCUUCAAAUACUGAUGGAAAUUUGGAAGAUUACAAUGAACUCCUCCACAGAGUCAGUAAAGAACUGGCAGAGUGGUAUUUCCAGGAUGGCCGUGCAGUGCUUGCAGCGUGUUGCCAUCUAGCUGUUGAGAAUAUUGAGCUUGCCAUGGCAAACCUGAUUCGUGGAAAUGAACUGGAGUUGGCAGUCAGUGUGGGUACUGUCUUAGGAGAAAGUGCAGCGCAAGCAACACAUUAUGCUCUAGAGUUACUAGCAAGAAAAUGUAUGACAGUAACAACAUGCUUUCCAUCUCUUGGAUACAGUUACACUUUCUGUUUGCACAGGGACUUGGCAGCAGAUCUUCUCAUGAUGACUCCCAAUAAUGAAUUGCAAUUAGUAAAGCUAUGUGCUUUCUAUCCUGGAUCCACAGCAGAGAUAAAUGACCUACAUGAAAAGUGUAAUCUACCAGGUGUAGAAGAAUGUAUGCAGCUAGCAGAGACUGCUCAGGCAAAUGGAGACAUAUUUGAAACCAUAAAAUACUAUUUGUUAAGUACAGAACCAGAAAGAGCCCUUCCUCUUGGCAUUCAAUAUAUUAAAGAACAAAUCAGUAGCUCAGAUUGGACUUUGGAUUCAGUGUGUCCCUUUCUUGAUCUUCUAAGCUAUAUACGCACUGAAAGAUUAGUGCUGCAUAAAUGUAGUGAAGUUCGGAAUGAGCUGCUGAUAUUGUCUGGUUACGCUGGUGCUUUACUUGCUAUUAGAAGACAGUAUGCUAGCAUUGUACCUGCACUUUAUGAAUACACAAGUCAGCUUUUAAAACGACGGGAGGUAUCUGUACCCCUGAAAAUUGAACAUCUUUCUGAGGAACUAGAUGCUUGGAGAGCUUGUAUUCAGUUAGUCAACAAAUCUACUGAUGAAUUGUCAUAUACCCCUCCAUCCGAAUCACAGAGAAUGGUUUAUUCAACAUUGGUAUCACGGAUAAAAGAAGAGCCUCUUAAAGGAAUUAUUGGACCAGAUUACGUCACUGGGUCUAAUCUUCCUAGUCACUCAGAUGUUCACAUCUCUUGUUUGACAGGGUUAAGGAUACAGGGUCCAGUGUUUUUCCUUGAAGAUGGAAAAUCAGCUAUUUCACUGAAUGAUGCUUUGAUGUGGGCCAAAGUGAAUCCCUUCUCACCAUUAGGAACAGGAAUACGACUCAACCCAUUCUAAUAAGACUUUUUCCUCUGUAGUGCUUAAAACAAGUUACAUCCAGCAGGUUAACAUUAAUUUAACCUUGAUUGUUGAAGGAUAGAAAGAUGGCAGUUGAUUCUUCCUGAAGGACAAUUAUUUGAAUUUUGCAAAAUGUAAAUGAGAAAAUGAAAAAUAGAUUUAUAUAUAUAUAUAUAUAAAGUUAUAUGAUAAUCCAAAGAAAAAAUGUCCUUACAUAAUUGACAGCCAUGUUUUUUUAAAAAAGAGAAUACUGUCAGACAACAUAAAAACAUUUCAGUAAAUUUUUGUGAGCAAAUUGUAAAGCAAGAAAAGAAAUAUCUGAACAUUAGCAAAAUACUGGGGUAGCUGAAACUGUGAAAUUCAUAAGACAUUUUUAAAUACAUCAGUAUAUAUUUAUGCUUUUAUGAAUUGCCACUGAGAUACAGCUGAGUUUCAUACAUUCUGUAUGCCCUUUUGUUUGUAUCUAAUACUUGGUAAAAUGUGUUCUAAAGAGUGAUAGUGUAAAUUAAAUGACAACAUAGUCAAAAUACUUCAAUUUUUCAUUAAAAAAUCUUUCCAUACAAUAAAUAUUUAAGCUUUAACAGGAAAAGAGAAGUCAUUGUGAUGAAUAUCUAGAUUAGGAUAAAUUAUUCUAUUUUCUAAUAAAUCCAUCUUUAGCAGUCCCCCCAUUAUAUUUUAUUGAGCGCUAAAAUGUCUUCUAUUAACCUUAUUUUUUUAAUAAAUAGCUUGUAAGUAAUAAACAGCUUAUUUAAUGAAAAUUAUUGAAAUACAUGAUGUAAAUUGAAAUUUUUGUUUUUUAAUUUUGUAUAGAUUGUAAAAAUUUGUAUGGUAUUGAGGACCUGAUACAUAAAUAUGUGAGCAUUGCUUUAUUUAGUUGGAUGGUUAGUUCACGUCUAGUAUCAUGUGCCCAAAUGAAAGAAAAAAUGACAGCAGUAGAAUAUUUUAUUCUAAAAAUUGUGCAUAAUAUCAAAUACCUGCAUGAGAAGACCAGUUGUUCACAGAUAGAAUUGUUCUUCCAUCAAAUAGUAUUAGAAAUCCUUUUGCUGGGUUCCCUGAUCAGCAUGUUAGUGGCAUUGUUCUCAUCA